Messenger RNA from Pistacia vera, 1870 nucleotides. RefSeq names its product glucan endo-1,3-beta-glucosidase 8-like. Gene Ontology annotation, biological process: carbohydrate metabolic process. Gene Ontology annotation, cellular component: plasma membrane. The record is from RefSeq and is a predicted model, not a curated record. Gene Ontology annotation, molecular function: hydrolase activity, hydrolyzing O-glycosyl compounds. Lineage: Eukaryota; Viridiplantae; Streptophyta; Magnoliopsida; Sapindales; Anacardiaceae. The transcript has 2 exons. The coding region runs from base 315 to 1787 and encodes 490 amino acids.
UAAGAAAGGAAUCUCUCACUCUUUUUUUCUUCACAAUAUAGAAACAACCAAUGAAUUUCUCACCUUACCUAUGAAGUUUCUCAAAAGCCAAUCAUCAGAAUUCUUAGUCUAGAGAAUUUUCUCUACUUUUUUACUAAUAUAUAUACUCCACGAGUGAACCAAAACCUUCCCCUUCUUCCCUCUCUUCUGUUUUCCUUUCAACCGCCAAUCAUUUUUGCUCUUUAAUCAUUCUUGAUUCUUUCUAAAUUCGAGAUAGAUUCAAAGAUACACCCCUUUGAAGAUAAGUUUACCAAAGUUAAAAGAAAAGAAAGAAAAUGGCACAAACAAGAGUGCUGGAGUGCUGUAACUGUUUCUUGGUUUUGUUUCUUGUCUUUAUGCCUAUGGUUUUAGGUAGCCCUAGUGUUGGAGUGAACUGGGGAACCAUGUCAACGCAUCAUUUACCACCAGAUAAGGUGGUUCAAAUGCUGAGAGAAAAUGGUUUUAAGAAGUUGAAACUGUUUGAGGCUGAUGAGAAAAUCUUAGCAGCCCUCAUUGGGACAGAUAUUGAAGUUAUGUUAGCCAUACCAAAUUACAUGUUGCAGACGAUGAGUCAGGAUACUGAGGCUGCUGCUUCUUGGGUAUAUGCUAAUGUAACUAGUUAUUCUUAUACCGGCGGAGUCAAGAUCAAGUAUGUAGCUGUAGGGAACGAGCCUUUCCUUCAAACAUAUAAUGACUCGUAUAUUCACUCGACACUACCAGCCUUAAAAAACAUACAGGAAGCUCUCAAUAACGCAGAGCUGGGGUCCAAGAUCAAAGCCACUGUCCCUUUCAAUGCUGAUAUCUAUUACUCCCCUGAAUCAAACCCAGUUCCAUCUGCCGGUGACUUUAGGCCUGAAAUCCGAGAUGUUACAACAGAAAUAAUUCAAUAUCUUCAUUCAAAUGGUGCGCCUUUUACUGUCAAUAUCUAUCCUUUUCUUAGUCUCUAUGGCAACGAUUACUUCCCUAUGGAUUUUGCAUUCUUUGAUGGAAGUAACAAGCCCCUUAGAGAUGGGAAUUUGGUUUACACCAAUGUGUUUGAUGCAAAUUUUGACACUCUUGUACGAUCAUUAGAAAAAGCUGGAUAUCCUACCAUGGAUAUUAUAGUUGGAGAAGUUGGGUGGCCUACUGAUGGUGAUAAAAAUGCAAACAUAAAAAAUGCAAAAAGAUUCAACCAGGGAUUGCUUGGACAUGCUUUGAGUGGAUCCGGAACCCCAGCAAGAAAAGGCACCAUUGAAAUCUAUCUGUUCAGCUUGAUUGAUGAGAAUGGUAAGAGUAUUGCUCCUGGAAACUUUGAGAGGCAUUGGGGAAUUUUUGAGUUUGAUGGGAAGCCAAAAUAUGAAUUAGAUUUAUCAGGAAUGAUGGAGAACAAAGGUUUAGCUCCAGUUGAAGGUGUUGAAUACAUGGAGAGGAAAUGGUGUGUUCUAAACCCAGAUGCAGAUAACUAUGAGGAGUUGCCAGAUAGUAUAGACUAUGCCUGUAGCCUUUCAGAUUGUACUGCUUUGAGUUAUGGAUCUUCCUGCAAUCACCUAAGUGCCAGAGGAAAUGCUUCGUAUGCUUUCAAUAUGUACUUUCAGAUUAAUGACCAACAUCCUUGGAACUGUGAUUUCUCUGGAUUGGCCAUUAUUACAGACAAGGAUCCAUCUGAAGGUGACUGUGAGUUCCCUGUGAUGAUAGUUUCUCAUUCUGCACUGCUUCUGCAGACAGGAGUUUUAGAUACAUUGGCAAGAGUAGUUGGGGGAUUUAUGGUUUUUGCACUUGUUCUAUGUUAGAUUCUAUCUGCAUGUAACCACUAUUAUAAAUUACCCCAAAAUUGAUAGAAUUUUAUAUUCUCCUGUAGAAUUUUAUCAGAAAU